Molecule: messenger RNA, 2244 nt
Organism: Phaeoacremonium minimum UCRPA7
Lineage: Eukaryota; Fungi; Ascomycota; Sordariomycetes; Togniniales; Togniniaceae
Product: putative vacuolar membrane pq loop repeat protein
Exons: 6
Coding region: 1-2244 (747 amino acids)
Biological process (GO): basic amino acid transmembrane export from vacuole
Cellular component (GO): fungal-type vacuole membrane
Source: RefSeq, a predicted model, not a curated record
AUGGUGCUGCAAUUUCUGACCGACAAGAAGGCGAAAAGGCACACACUGGCAGGAUAUGCGGUCGUCUGCAAAGAAUGGCAGGCUGUUGUCGAGCAAGCAACCUUCAAAUCGCUUCAAAUCACAUCGCAUUGCGUCUCACAGUUUGGAAAUACGGUUCGAGGUGAGCGUCGCAGAUGGCUCAAGCAGGUCUCGCUGAGCAUCAAGCUUCCGACAUAUCCGCAGAAGUUAAGUCGGACGGCGGAGACGGAAGCAGAGCAGAGCCACAACAACAUGGUCUUCACCAGCACCAUCUCCGGGCUUUUUGACGUCCUUGGCCAAUGGGCGAUGGAUCAGGUCGCACCUGGCGGGCUCGAGCUAGAGCUCAGUGCACGAUCUCCUAGCGACCGGAAGAAGCUCUUUGGAGAGAAUGGGCUUGAUGCUGCGACUGGCGACACGCGGUACUUUGAUUCUGAUUUGCAUUUUGAUUUCGUGGAGGGCGCUGAAUAUGCCGGCACCUUUGGCCUCCCGAGCGUCGAGGUGGUUACGUGGUGUUCUAUCACACGAAGAAACUUCCGCAACUUCUCUCCCCAGGCACUCCUCACCAUAUUCUCCAGCCUACCCAACUUGAGCCGAAUCACAUACGAGCCAUUUCACCAAGUAGAUCCCCCGGCUCAAGCUGACGUUGACACUGCCAGCGCCUUCUUCAUACUCUUCUGGCCUGCGACGCUAAAGUCAGUGAGCCUCUAUGAGCACGAUGACGCCUUUGAAUAUGAGGACCUCUACGAGGACGAUGAAGUCACGAGGAUAAAGUAUCGUAAGCCUCUCGCAGGCAACAUAGCCAAGCUGAGUCGCCGCCUCGAAGAACUUAAUGUCGCAAACCUCUGCGAUGCUCGCCAUAUUUUCGAGCCAUUUUUCGAACCACAGAAGGGUUUAACCCUACCGUUUUGGAAGGACUUGCGGAAGAUGACUCUUACCGCUGGAGUCAUCGCGCCUAGCGAGGAAUGGGAUGACACCAAUGAGCUCCUGCAAGCGGCAGGCAAUGCGGCAAGACGCAUGCCCGUCUUGCGUCUUAUGGAGCUGUAUCAAGCCGGUGGUCAUUUCGCAGGUGUAUUUCGAUAUCGUGUGACUGAAGAGUCUACAACGCUUUCCUGGCAGAGCACUUGGGAGUUCAAAGUGAGCCAUGACGUGAAGGAGACUUGGAAGGAUGUGUGUCGUCAGCACACCUCUCGUGAACUCGAUAUUGCUUCUGAGGAGCUUAUCGAGAACUAUCGGGGUUGGCCCAGGUUCAUUUGUGCGACCAUGCGGCCCCCGUCGACGAAUGAGGCGCUGUCUGGGGUGUUUGGCAGCAUAAGCUUGACGGCAUGGAUAUGUCUUCUGCUACCGCAACUCAUCACCAACUAUAAAGCCAAGAGUGCCGAUGGCCUAUCCAUGGCUUUCCUCUUCGUCUGGCUCCUUGGUGAUGUCGCCAACCUCUCAGGUGCCCUCGCGACUCACCUUGCCCCGACUGCAGUCGCACUCGCCAUCUACUUUUGCAUUGCCGACCUCGUUCUCAUCAGCCAAUGCCUCUACUACAACACGUUGAACGCACGGCGCGCCUCCCGCCGCCGCAGGCUCUCCUCGGCGGCCAUCGAUGCGACAGAGGCCGCCGAAGACGAGCCGCUCCUGAACCGAAGGCGGUCAAGCUCGAUUGGCCUGCCGGGAAGUCAUAGGCGACACUCCCAGCGGAGGCAGAGCUCGAACCUCGAGCCAAUCCGGCGGAUCAUCACCGGCGAGGACGAGACGCCAGACAGCAACCCGUGGCUGCACAACGCGCUCAGUCUGAUCGCCGUGUACGGGGUGGGCGUGGCGGGCUGGUUCGUGAGCUACAAGAUGGGCGCGUGGGAGUCGGCCCCGGACGUCCCUGACCCAGAGGAGCCCGGCGCCCAGAAGACGGUCGCCAUUGUGGGCUUGACCCUGGGUUAUUUAAGCGCGGUGUGCUAUCUGUUUGCGCGAAUCCCGCAGAUCAUCAAGAACUACAGAGAGAAGUCUUGUGAAGGUCUCGCUCUGCUAUUCUUCCUCCUGUCCCUGACUGGCAACUUCACAUAUGGCGCGAGCCUUGUGGCAUACUCCCAGGAGGGAAGUUAUCUUAUCAAAGCCCUGCCAUGGCUUCUUGGGUCUCUAGGAACAAUUGUCGAGGAUUGCGUGAUCUUUGUGCAGUUCAGGUUAUAUACCCCGAAGAAGGAGCCGAAGACGCUCUCGAACGGAGAUGCGAACGGUGAUGCAUGA